GAGUUAAUCGGAUGGUAAAAUCUAUAUAUAUAUAUCAAAGCACAAAACUAUCGAUCCCAUUCCUCCAGUAAAAUAAAAAAGAACGAUGAGGAGGAAACCACAAAAUAAUGCUCGUCAAGUCCAACAAAUUCGCUCUGCCAGCUUUCUUACCGAAGCAUGAUUAGCAAGUCUCUCUGUCCUUGGCCCAGCGUAGUAAUGGAGUCCUGCUCGAUCCUCACGCAGCGGAGGGGAGGAGGGGGCAAUGCGAAUCAGUGCAUGAGGCUGCCGGGGGACAGGCGGGACCCCCCGUUUGUUCUCUUGUGCCCCUGCGUGUGCAUGCAUGUGUGCGCGCGCGUUGUAGGAUGGCACGGACAGUCAAAGAUAAAGCUCUCAUUUUGUUGGUGCCAGUGGCCAGCCGACGAGCAGUAUAAGGAAGCCAAAAGAGCUACAGCUCGUGCCUGCAGGUCGCCAUGGAGGGAGAGCAAGCUGCUGCGAGUGCGAGUCCUUCCAAAUUUACAAGGAUCUGCGUCUUCUGCGGAAGCAGCCAGGGGAAGAAGAGAAGCUACCAGGACUCGGCCGUGGAGCUCGGCAAUGAACUUGUAUCCAGGAACAUUGAUUUGGUGUACGGAGGUGGAAGUGUAGGCCUAAUGGGCUUGGUCUCCCAAGCUGUUUAUGAAGGUGGAAGGCACGUAAUGGGGGUCAUACCCAAGACUCUCAUGCCUCGAGAGAUUACCGGCGAGACAGUAGGGGAAGUGAAGGCAGUGGCAGGCAUGCACCAAAGGAAAGCAGAAAUGGCUAGACAUUCUGAUGCCUUUAUCGCAUUGCCUGGUCAGUGUCCAAUCUCUAGAGAAUGUUGCAUUCCAUUCCACUCCUUGGGUUUUCUGAUUGAAAUUCAAAUGCAAGGGGGGUAUGGUACGCUUGAAGAGUUGCUGGAAGUGAUAGCAUGGGCUCAGCUAGGAAUCCAUGACAAACCAGUAGGAUUGCUGAAUGUUGAUGGAUACUACAACUCCUUGCUGUGUUUCAUUGACAAAGCAGUGGAAGAAGGUUUCAUCAGCCCAAAUGCUCGCCAUAUUAUAGUUUCUGCUCCAACAGCUAAAGAAUUGAUGAAAAAGCUGGAGGUGAUUAUACAAGUGAAUGAUCUUACAGUCUCUAAUUCAUCUGGAGUUUUUUUUUUCCUCAAAGAAAGAAACUGCAAAUUCUUUCAGUUUUGCUUCUCAAUCAUUGCAAACCAGCAAAAGUAGACAAACAUGAGUAUUCAAAGACUUUAAGUACAAGGAAGUUUGUUUAUAUACAAUAACAACAAUCAAUCAAAGUCUUUAUCCCACUAAGUUAUUGCUAACUAAAUCUAAACAACAUAUGAACAAUAUGUUUUGUGUUAAUUAGGAGUACUUCCCUCGGCACGAGAGAGUUGCUUCUAAGAUGAACUGGGAGAUGGAGCAGCUUGGCUACUCCGAGUACCAGAUAUCGAGAUAGAGUGGAACUACAUAUACUUGAUGAGGUAGGGGGCAAGGAUAUGCAGCAACAAAUUGGUAAAGGAGAAGAGGAGAAAUCAAAAUGCAGCAACAUUUUAGUAGUCACAGCUGAAAUGCUUUUGGGAUUCUUUCUUUUGUAAAGUAUUGUAUGACAAAAGGCCUGAGUAUAUAUAUAUAAAGCUUUACUUUCUUCUUCCAUGGAUUGUUUGUUUGGGUUUGACCUUGCUUUAGAUUUCGUAAGCUGCUUAGAUAUUAUUAGCAUGCCACAAGUGAGAUCUCUUCCAUAAAAAUACAAGAAAA
This is a messenger RNA of Zingiber officinale, 1751 nucleotides long. Its product is annotated as cytokinin riboside 5'-monophosphate phosphoribohydrolase LOG3-like. The transcript has 5 exons. The record is from RefSeq and is a predicted model, not a curated record. Bases 450 to 1220 code for a protein of 256 amino acids. Gene Ontology annotation, molecular function: hydrolase activity, hydrolyzing N-glycosyl compounds. Gene Ontology annotation, biological process: cytokinin biosynthetic process. Gene Ontology annotation, cellular component: nucleus; cytosol. Lineage: Eukaryota; Viridiplantae; Streptophyta; Magnoliopsida; Zingiberales; Zingiberaceae.